Phycodurus eques (leafy seadragon) is the source of this 4921-nucleotide messenger RNA. Its product is annotated as microphthalmia-associated transcription factor-like. Gene Ontology annotation, biological process: melanocyte differentiation; regulation of transcription by RNA polymerase II. The transcript is spliced from 10 exons. Lineage: Eukaryota; Metazoa; Chordata; Actinopteri; Syngnathiformes; Syngnathidae. The coding region runs from base 92 to 1630 and encodes 512 amino acids. The record is from RefSeq and is a predicted model, not a curated record. Gene Ontology annotation, molecular function: DNA-binding transcription factor activity, RNA polymerase II-specific; protein dimerization activity; RNA polymerase II cis-regulatory region sequence-specific DNA binding. Gene Ontology annotation, cellular component: nucleus.
GCGGUGUCAGUGCUUCACAGGGUUGACGUACGGUGCCACAAGAAGCUGUUUUUACUAGUUUGCCGCCGCUAAAAGUUGAUAUUUUACAAGCAUGCAGUCAGAAUCGGGAAUAGUUCCCGACUUCGAUGAUGGAGAGGACUUACAAGAGGAGCCCAAAACGUAUUACGAGCUGAAGAGUCAGCCCUUGAAAAGCAGCCCGUCAGCGCAGCGUGGCGCUUCCAAGCCUCCGCUCAGCUCCUCGGCCACUACCUCGCGCAUCUUGUUGCGUCAACAGCUGAUGCGCGAGCAACUUCAGGAGCAGGAGCGGCGGGAGCAGCGCAGGCAUCAGGACUCCCAGUACCCGCAAACCACAGCUACACAGACCCCUGCCAUCAAUGUCACCGUCCCUGCACCAGCCGCUGCCCAGGUGCCUAUGGAAGUGCUGAAGGUGCAGACUCAUCUGGAGAACCCGACCAAGUACCACAUCCAGCGCUCCCAGCAGCAGCAGGUCAAGCAGUACCUGGGAAAGGUUGGCUCACAUGUACUGAGCUUGCCCUGCCCCCAAAAGUCCUCUGACCACGGGGGCAUGCCGCCAGGGCCAGGCAACAGCGCCCCCAACAGCCCUAUGGCCUUACUGACCCUGAACUCGAAUUGCGAGAAAGAGAUGGAUGAUGUCAUCGAUGACAUUAUCAGUCUGGAGUCCAGUUACAACGAUGAUAUCCUCGGCCUGAUGGACCCAGGACUUCAAAUGGCCAACACGAUACCAGUGCCCACCAACCUCAUGGACAUGUAUGGAAAUCAGGGUAUGUCUCAGCAAGGUCUGCCCAUCAGUAACUCCUGUCCUGCCAACCUGCCCAACAUCAAAAGGGAAUACUCAGUGUCACAGUCUGCGGCCGUAAUGCACAUGUUGGAUAAGUCUGGAUCAUGUGGCAAAUUUGACAACUAUCAAAGGCCUGAAGGGUUUCCUGUUGUUGAGGUAAGAGCUCUAGCAAAGGAGAGACAGAAGAAGGACAACCACAACUUGAUUGAAAGAAGACGGCGGUUUAACAUCAAUGAUCGAAUUAAGGAACUGGGAACUUUAAUUCCAAAGUCAAAUGACCCAGACAUGCGCUGGAACAAGGGCACCAUCCUCAAGGCGUCCGUGGACUACAUCAGGAAGCUACAGCGUGAGCAACAAAGGGCGAAAGAGCUGGAGAACUGUCAGAGGAAGCUUGAAAAUGCCAAUCGGCAUCUUCUGCUGAGGAUACAGGAGUUGGAGAUGCAGGCCCGAGCUAACGGCCUGGCCAUCACAACCUCGGCGCUGUGCUCCACUGACCUCAGGGGCCGGAGGAUCAAGCAGGAGCCCCCUCUGGAGGACUGUCACCAGGACCUUUACACACUCCACCCCCACUCGCAUCACCAGCACCACCCCGCCUGUACCCCCGAGCCCCCCGGCACCCUGGAGCAAAACGAGGGUCACCCCAAUUGCUCCAAAGGGCGCUACAGGGUUCACAGCAGGCCGGCCUCCAAACUCAACGACAUCCUCAUGGAAGAAAACGUAUCGCCCGUGCGAGGGGGGGACCCUUUGCUCUCGUCCGUCUCCCCAGAUGCCUCGAAGGACAGCAGUCGUAAGAGCAGCGUAAGCAUGGAUGAGAAUGAGCAGGGCUGUUAGCGCCUCCUCCUGGAAGACCCCCUCCAUAUGGCUGCACUCUGGGCUGCUGUUGUCUUUUUGUUUCUCCGUUUACACGUUUUCAGUCUUUUGCUUUCUUUUUUUUAUGAUGCUUGUGUCUUUUAAAGCCCUCAAACUUGAUUUCAAGGACUGAUUUUAAAGUUUGUUUGCAUUAAUCAAAACUUUGAUGACAAUGAGUUACACAUUUAGAGUUUUAUAUGUAAACAAAAACAUUUACAGUAUCUUAGGGUAGACAAUAAAUUAUGUCUAUUUCUGGUGAUUUAAAGAAUCUGGGGAAAUGAUAAAUUAUGCUAACGGACAGUAUAUGUUGUGGUGAGAAAACACUGCUUUGGAAAUCACUAGCAAUAAUAGAAGACAUCUAUUUAUUACUGUCGUGCGUUACACUCCUCUUUGAACUUGAACAUGCCAAUGCCUUAUAAUGACAUCAAAGUUGUAUCCCUUUGCACAUGCUGUGGUUGUUAGUCUUCUUCCAAUGGAAACGUCGUUCUUGACAAAUUGAUCAGUUGUAUUAAGCUAAUAUAUGCAACUACCGUUAAAUAGUAUUUUAUUGUUAGCCUAAUUGCAUGAUUGCCGUAAUCAUUUUUGAACGUAUUCAACAACCAAGAAGAGUACUGUUUCCUCGAUUUAACCUUUACCAUGACCUAGAUGAGGCAAAAUCUACACAGACAUUUUUAGCAACGAUAUUGGUAGUUGUUUUUAGUAAGACUAUGAUUUCAAACUAAAAAUGACUCGGCCAAUUAUGCCAUUAGGCUAAUGUUAUAUAAAAAUGUAAAUAAGCAAAUUGAUGAAAGCUGUUUCAUUCAAUAUUGUACGAGCACAGUGCAGUUCCUCCACAAUUAUGCUUGUUUUAGCUGCCCUGUGCUGAUUUAGGAGCAAAUUGUGGACAUAGACAGGUGACAAAUAAAAACAAAAUAUUAAUGAUUAGCAAUAAUGUCAUCAGAUAUCAUGUGACGCAAUUUCUUUGUGAUGCAAGUAUAGAUACGGAGAAGAGGGGUCCCCUCUCCAGGAUUGAGAGGUUUUCUUUUCAUUUGCCACCUAUCUGAAUAUCACAUCCCCCUCACUGACUGAAUGUCUCUUAUAGUUUCACUUGUCAACUCUGCAAAGAACUCCUGACAAACAUGUAUCAAAAGCCUCUUGCAAAGAAUUUAUGUGAACAUUUAUUUUGUGAAGGACUGUAAGGCGACUGUAUUUGAAUUCCGACUGAAGCGUGUGGAAAAACGAAAGACUGGACUGACCUCUGUCAAUCAGAUCGGAAUUUGUUUUUUAUUUUUUGUAUCUAUGCAUUGAGUCACGAUUGUUCUUGGCUUUUCCAAACACUUACACAAUAUUCUAUGAGACUGCAUAUUCUUGGCCACGUAUGAAUAUUGUGUAUUUGUUUUCCAGCACUUGUAGCACAUUGCGUAAGCAUGGUUUUGUUCACCUGCCCUGUUACAACUCAGCCUCUAUGUUGGUCAGCGAGGCAACAGUUGACUUUGUGCCUGUCGAUUCACGUCUUGACAACGUGAUGUUGUGAUCUUUUUAAAUGCUGUAAGUGCCCUGUGGUGGUUCCUGUUUCCCUGCUGAUUUUAGAGGAGCUGUACACACCGGUACUAACAUUGUGUUGCAGAUGUUUACUGGUGUUUUGGGAGAACGUCAAGUUGCUUUACAAACCUUUUUCAGUUUAUAAAAAAAAAAAAAAAAAACUCAAUUCAAGAGCCUCUCAGAUGUAGAAGCUAUAUUCUUUUUUUAAAAUGUUUUUUUAAUCAAAACUACAAGGUGUCACUUGAUAAAAUAAAUAAACAAAUGACAAGUUGGAAUGAAUAAUCAUGGAAUUAAGUGAUGUAAAAGAACAUUUUAGAAGCACGACCUUUGAUUUAUCCGUGAUUAAAACUGUAUCCCUGUUAAAUGUAUAUUUUGAAACAUUUUCUUUUUAUUUGUGUUCUUUUUAAAAUAGAAAUAUUUUAUAGAAACUUUUUCAAUAACAAGGUCACGUAACAAUCUUCUCCAACAAAUCUUUUGAGUAAUAUUCUUUCUAAUUAUGGCAAAUUUAUCAUUGUUAUUUUUUUAAGUGCUGUUGGAGAAGAGAAGGGCCUAUUUGGAGAUAGUUUUUUAUAUUCAUGCUGAAUAAUGAAUUUUGGUUGAGUGAUGCUUUAUAUAUUUCUGACAAAUGUGUUAUUUAUUUUGUGUUGAACAGAUAUGCGUUUUAUAAUCCCCAAACUAACUUGAAAAGCAUAUUGUUAUUUCUUAUUGCCUGAAUGUAAUUCAAAGAGAUGACUGCCAAAAAUGUGUUUCCACUGUGCCAAAGUUACUGGCUGUAAUAUCUUAUUAGCUCAGCUGUCCUUCUCUACAGUCAUUACAGUACACGCAGUUACAAUAACCAAGUUGACUUUAAAAUGAACAGGUUAAGUCUUGCCCACCAUUUGGACCAGAAGGAAUGUGACAAAGGUGGCACGGUUGGCCGACUGGUUAGCUCAUCCGACUCACAGUUCUGAGGACCCGGGUUCAAAUCCGGCCUCGCCUGUGUGGCGUUCGCAUUUUCUCCCCGUGCCUGCGUGGGUUUUCUCCGGGCACUCCGGUUUCCUCCCACAUCCCAAAAACAUGCACUGUAGGUUAAUUGCAGACUCUAAACUCUCCAUAGGUAUGAAUGUGAGUGCGAAUGGUUGUUUGUUGACAUGUGCCCUGUGAUUGGCUGGCAACCAGUUCAGGGUGGACCCCCCCUCUCGCCCGAAGAUAGCUGGGAUAGGCUCCAGCACGCCAGCGACCCGAGUGAGGUAAAGUGUUGUAGAAAAUGGAGGAAUGUAAGAAAAUGGAACAUUUAACUUUUCUGGAGCUUUGGUCAUCUUUAGCAUGUGGUGCAAGUAACACUUUGAUUUGAUUAGAUUUCAAGUUAGUACAGAGAGACAAUGCACAAGCCUCCCCAAGACAACUGAAUAAGCGUGAUCUUCUGAUGCAAAACUUGAGACCCAGUUAUAUGGAGGCCAACACUUACAGGAGGUGAAAAUUUAGGACCUUGGGAAAUAAAAGUAACAAUGUGGCCUACUACAUGUAAUCAGAUUACAAUUUUUACCUAAAUCCAGCUGAACCCGGAAAUGUGAUUCAAUUUUCAGUGAUGAUCCAUUAAAGGCACUUGCUGUGAUUAUAUGGCACAUUUGCUUAUGAAACAUCACGUUAGACCAAUGUACUUGUUCUCAUGCUUGCGGUCCAUCCCGGUGUGUUCUCUACUUCUUUUUGCUCCAUUUUGUAGAAGUGUGACUAUGGUUACUGUGCAGACUCCACUCUGUGAACUCAAAUUAC